Molecule: messenger RNA, 1214 nt
Organism: Microtus oregoni (creeping vole)
Lineage: Eukaryota; Metazoa; Chordata; Mammalia; Rodentia; Cricetidae
Gene: Rwdd2a
Product: RWD domain containing 2A
Exons: 3
Coding region: 116-994 (292 amino acids)
Molecular function (GO): protein binding
Source: RefSeq, a predicted model, not a curated record
CAGCCGUCCGCGCGCUGCUCGCGCCCGCGGAACUGCGGCUGCGGUUCGGAGCGGGUUCAGGGGCUGCUUGUCUUGAGUGAGCUGGAAGGGUUGCCAAGCAGGUUGAUUUGGAGACAUGUCCGCGUCGGUAAAAGAAAGCCUUCAGCUUCAGCUGCUGGAGAUGGAAAUGCUGUUGUCUAUGUUUCCAAACCAAGGAGAAGUAAAACUGGAAGACGUAAACGCCCUAACGAACAUAAAGAGGUAUCUGGAAGGCACUAGGGAGGCGCUCCCACACAACAUCGAAUUUGUGAUCACGCUUCAAAUUGAGGAGCCCAAGGGGACAAUUGAUUUGCAAGUGACCAUGCCUCACAGCUACCCCUACGCGGCUUUGCAGCUGUUUGGACGGUCACCUGACCUUGACAGACAACAGCAGCUUCUUCUCAACCAAGGUCUCACCGCUUAUCUGGGGACCUUUGAUCCGGGUGAGCUGUGUGUCUGCGCAGCCAUCCAGUGGCUGCAGGACAACAGCGCAUCCUACUUCCUCACCAGAAAGCUGUCGGGUGAGCCGUCCACACAAGCAAAGCCGGUCAAGAACACGUUCCUCCGGAUGUGGAUCUACAGCCACCACAUAUAUCAGCAGGACCUCAGGAAAAAGAUUCUGGAAGUGGGCAAGAGGUUAGAUGUGACUGGAUUUUGCAUGACGGGAAAGCCUGGCAUAAUCUGUGUGGAGGGCUUCAAGGAUCACUGUGAGGAAUUCUGGCACACAAUCAGAUACCCCAAUUGGAAGCACAUUUCUUGCAAGCACGCCGAGAGCGUGGAAACAGAGGGGAACGGUGAAGACCUGCGCCUCUUCCAUUCUUUUGAAGAAUUACUCCUUGAGGCCCAUGGCGACUAUGGACUAAGGAAUGAUUAUCACAUGAACCUGGGCCAGUUCCUAGAGUUUCUCAGAAAACACAAAAGUGAGCAUGUUUUUCAGAUACUAUUUGGUAUUGAAAGCAAAAGUUCAGAGUCCUAGGACUCCAUUAAAAUGCUUGUAAUUGUACUAAGUAUUUAUGUUAAUAAGACCAAAAUAAAAGGGCCAAUGGCUCUGUAUAAUUCUGGGUGAAAACCGGCUCUAGAAUUUUCUGACUGAUAAUGAAGCAAAUUCUAUCAGUGUAACUGUGAUGUUGUUUCCAGGUUGCUGUGUAAAGUCGUACCUGAAUACCAUUUCAUUAUAAAUUAAUAAAACAGUCUAU